GGCCCUCGCAGGCCCAUGGCGGCGGCCGCGGCGCUCCCGGGCGCGGGCGGGCCUCCCGCGGGCGGCGGGGCCGGGGGCGGCGGGGGCGCGGGCGGCGGGUCCCCGCCGGGCGGCUGGGCCGUGGCGCGCCUCGAGGGCCGCGAGUUCGAGUACCUGAUGAAGAAGCGCUCGGUGACCAUCGGGCGCAACUCGUCGCAGGGCUCGGUGGACGUGAGCAUGGGCCACUCGAGCUUCAUCUCGCGGCGCCACCUCGAGAUCUUCACGCCCCCGGGCGGCGGCGGCCAUGGCGGGGCGGCCCCGGAGCCGUCCGCGCAGCCCGGGCCCGACACCGGCGGCGAUUUCUACCUGCGCUGCCUCGGCAAGAACGGCGUGUUCGUGGACGGCGUGUUCCAGAGGCGCGGGGCGCCGCCGCUGCAGCUGCCGCGCGUGUGCACGUUUAGGUUCCCAAGCACAAACAUCAAGAUCACGUUCACUGCCCUGUCCAGUGAGAAGAGGGAGAAGCAGGAGGCUCCUGAGUCCCCAGUGAAGCCCGUGCAGGCCCACAUCUCGCCCCUGACCAUCAACAUUCCAGACACCAUGGCCCACCUCAUCAGCCCCCUCCCCUCCCCCACAGGAACCAUCAGUGCUGCAAACUCCUGCCCAUCCAGCCCCCGGGGAGCAGGGUCUUCGGGGUACAAAAUGGGCCGUGUGAUACCAGCUGACCUCAAUUUAAUGGCCGACAACUCCCAGCCAGAAAAUGAAAAGGAAGCUUCUGGUGGAGACAGCCCAAAGGAUGACUCAAAGCCACCUUAUUCCUAUGCACAAUUAAUUGUACAAGCAAUUACAAUGGCUCCUGACAAACAACUCACUCUAAAUGGGAUUUAUACUCACAUCACUAAAAAUUACCCAUACUACAGGACUGCGGACAAGGGCUGGCAGAAUUCAAUUCGCCACAAUCUCUCUCUGAAUCGGUAUUUCAUCAAAGUACCACGUUCCCAGGAAGAACCAGGCAAAGGCUCAUUCUGGAGGAUAGACCCUGCCUCUGAAAGCAAAUUAAUAGAGCAGGCUUUUAGGAAAAGACGGCCUAGGGGCGUGCCUUGCUUUAGAACCCCUCUGGGACCGCUCUCGUCUAGAAGUGCCCCAGCUUCUCCCAAUCACGCUGGAGUGCUGUCUGCUCACUCCAGUGGUGCCCAGACCCCCGAGAGCCUGUCGAGGGAAGGUUCCCCGGCCCCCCUGGAGCCGGAGCCCAGCGCGUCACAGCCCAAACUGGCCGUCAUUCAGGAGGCACGGUUUGCUCAGAGUGCCCCAGGCUCUCCCCUGUCUAGUCAGCCUGUUUUAAUCGCUGUGCAGCGGCAGCUGCCGCCGACGAUCAAGCCUGUCACCUACACGGUCGCCGCCCCCGUGACCACCGCGACCUCCCAGCAGCCUGUCGUGCAGACGGUGCACGUCGUCCACCAGAUCCCCGCGGUGUCCGUCACCGGCGUGGCCGGCCUCGCCCCGGCCAGCACGUACACUGUUGCCGGCCAGGCCGUGGUCACGCAGGCGGCCGUGCUGGCCCCUCCUAAGGCAGAGCCGCAAGAGAAUGGAGACCACAAAGAAGUAAAAGUAAAAGUGGAACCUAUUCCUGCGAUUAGCCACGCCACGCUGGGCGCCGCUAGCCGGAUCAUUCAGACGCCACAGACCACCCCCGUCCAGACGGUCACCAUCGUGCAGCAGGCUCCUCUGGGUCAGCACCAGCUACCAAUAAAAACUGUGACGCAGAACGGGACUCAUGUGGUGCCAGUCCCUGCCGCCGUCCACGGCCAGGUGAACAACGCAGGGGCGAGUCCUCUGCACAUGCUGGCAACACACGCAUCGGCGUCCGCCUCCCUGCCCACGAAGCGCCAGAACGGCGACCAGUCGGAGCAGCCGGAGCUGAAGCGGGUCAAGACGGAAGACGGCGAGAGCAUCGUCAUCGCGCUGAAUGUGGACACGCCGCCGACGGCCGGCAGGGAGAAGGGUGUCCAGAACUAGCGACUGGGACAGCUUUUCUUACUUUAAUAUCAACUCUGUGGUGCCAAAAGGAGACACUGCCUCUCACCGACGCUCGGAACGCCGUCUCGGUGGGUAGAGGGCCCUGCGGUUGGACUUCACCUCAGCACUGAAAACACAAAACCCAGGUGGCCUUACGCUCCUUAAAGACAGAAGUCACACCUGAACAAAACCACAUGCAACAGAACCUGGUUCCGGCAGCGUCUCCCCGCCCCGGGCUCAGCUGGUGACUCCGGAUUAGAGGCGCGAGGUCCUGGUUGAGCCCGUGCCUGGGGCAGGCGGAGCUGCCCUCCCAGGACGCUUGGGGCUGGCGCUUGCAGAUGAGACCGUGUUUUGUUGUCUACAUGUGGAAUUAGAGUAUUUUGAGGUGUACUUUCUUUACGAAAUAAUGGGGUCUUUGACAUUUCAGAUCACUCCAUUUCUACUCUGGAAAUUUUGGAAUCACACAGGACUUUUUGUGUUGAUUUCAUUUGGGGAAAAGAAACAAUGUAGUUUUGUUUUUGUUGUUUGUUUUCAGCCUAUGGAAUGAUUUCCUUUUGUCUAUCCUGUUAAUGUUCAGAUGGAGCUGCUUGAUGACAUCUGCAGGUUUUCCGUGUUAGAGCGGGUGCCGGAUGCAUUUAGGAUGGACAGACAGACUGACCGGACAGACGGAUGCCCGUGCUGGGCUGCAUGUAGCCAUGACCGAAAACUGCCGGACUCUCCGAGCUGCACUUAACUGGUUCUCUUCCCUGCUACUUUCUGUUGUCUGUUUCUUUGUGUUGACUUUGUCCCGCAUAAUUUUCCACUCUAAGUAAAACAAGCCUCCUAA
Acinonyx jubatus (cheetah) is the source of this 2818-nucleotide messenger RNA. RefSeq names its product forkhead box K2 (gene FOXK2). The record is from RefSeq and is a predicted model, not a curated record. Gene Ontology annotation, molecular function: RNA polymerase II cis-regulatory region sequence-specific DNA binding; DNA-binding transcription factor activity, RNA polymerase II-specific; protein binding. Gene Ontology annotation, biological process: regulation of transcription by RNA polymerase II. Lineage: Eukaryota; Metazoa; Chordata; Mammalia; Carnivora; Felidae. Bases 16 to 1992 code for a protein of 658 amino acids. The transcript is spliced from 9 exons.